GGCAUCCGCCCAGACUGCAACCCUCGCGAAUAAGCUUCCAAACUACAGGUCUGAGUCUCUUCUCUCUGAUACACACCUCAUUUCUGUUUACUUUUCUCCUCCCCGGUCUUCAUUUCCAACCAUGAUGCACAGUACCGCCAAGCAGACCCCAUCGACAGAGUGGAGCGAGCUAUUUACCCAUAACCCCUCCAACGAGCCGACCACAUAUCAGGCACUCGACAAUCUUGCGUCGAAUGACGACCUCGGCUUUCUGCAUCAUAAGUUCUGGCACGAGAUCCGUGAAUGGACUCGGAACGACAUCACGGAUAUGACGCGCAUUGUUCACCCAGAUCUUACGGGAUCCGGCAGCAUUUUUAUCGGGGGCAUGAACCAUGCGCUUAACGAGAGGAUCCUUGAGAAAAAUGAUAUCCAGGCGGUUAUUGCCAUUCAUCCUAAGGACUCACUAGCAUGGGACAAGAACGACAUCUCCUACGGGCUGCAAAGGUUUUUCCCUGACGAGAAUGGCAUGACAAGCAGCAACAGCGUCGUGAAGUACCCACUCAUUAUUCCACUCGAGGACAAUGCCAACUCAAAUCUGAUCGACCACUUCGAUGAGACUAAUGCUUUUAUUAAGCGGCAUAGUGGCGAGGGGAGGAAUAUCUUGAUUCACUGUAAAUCUGGGCGCUCACGCUCCGUUGCAGUGCUAAUCGCGUAUCUGCAACAAAAGUUCUGCUCCGAGAAAUGCAUUGCGUCUCUGAAGGAUAAGACUGAGGCCAAGGAGCAGAUGCGGGUGCACCGCGAGGAUGUGACGGCAGCGAUACGCAAGCAGCGCCUCCCUGUUGUCGUUAUAAUGGAACGUUUCGAUGAGCUGCUGGCGCUCUACGACCUCCAACUCAUCGAGACUCCAGACCAUAAGAAUGAGAAGACUGAUAAGCUUCCUGCUUCUGAGCUUAUGGAAUCUAAAGAUAUUGAGCCAGGAAAACAGCCGGAGCUUGUAGCAAAGAAGGAAAACAAGGUCGUGCAGACAAAAGGGGGCGCGGCAGUGCUUAAGAUAUGUGUUGCUUCGGCUUUCUUUAAGAAUAACCAAAAGCCUACAGAAGCCGUGGUACAUCAAUUCUUUGAAGUUAAUGAGGCCUACUUCUAUGAGCUAGAAGCGUUAGAGUACAAGGGUAGGUCGUAUGUUGGGUCUAAACAUGCAUGUCACGGCCUUGUGGAAUUCUGCUUUAGUUAUGCUAAGGGUGAGUAUGGUCUCACGCUGCCAAAAGAUAUAGAAGAGCAUGUAAAGAGAGUUAUAUCUAAAAAUAAGGAAUUCCUAUAGUUUUGAUACUUAUUAUUGUUAUCUUAUUGUUUUAUUAAUGCUCUUUUUUAAGAUAGAAGACUAUUAGAUCUAUAGCUAUUUUACUAUAAUG
Molecule: messenger RNA, 1388 nt
Organism: Fusarium redolens
Lineage: Eukaryota; Fungi; Ascomycota; Sordariomycetes; Hypocreales; Nectriaceae
Product: protein-tyrosine phosphatase-like protein
Exons: 1
Coding region: 122-1297 (391 amino acids)
Biological process (GO): protein dephosphorylation
Cellular component (GO): cytoplasm
Molecular function (GO): protein tyrosine/serine/threonine phosphatase activity
Source: RefSeq, a predicted model, not a curated record